Molecule: messenger RNA, 819 nt
Organism: Coprinopsis cinerea okayama7#130
Lineage: Eukaryota; Fungi; Basidiomycota; Agaricomycetes; Agaricales; Psathyrellaceae
Exons: 4
Coding region: 1-819 (272 amino acids)
Molecular function (GO): DNA binding
Source: RefSeq, a predicted model, not a curated record
AUGGCGACUGGCCGUGGUGCCUCAAAUGCUCGUUCUCGUGGUCGUGGUCAUGGUCGUGGUAGGGGCCGUGGUGGACACAGUGCCACAGUGGACACUUCGACAACACUUCCUGGCGGUUCUCUGGCCACAACGUUUCAGGUUGACCUUUCCCAUCCACCCGCCUCUCACGUCCCACCAGUAACAUCGGGUCAGGACCUUGGCACUGUCUGGGAGUCUGAAACUGUUGUUUCCUCAUCGUCUCACACCCCUGCCACUUCCCAUCCCGGUGGACAUAGCUCAGCGGCUCUUGGUCGCUCAUCGCCAACAGAGCUUGUUGACAUUGCCCAUGUUUCCGAUUCAUCGGAAAGUUGCAACACUUCACCUACCCCAUCUCAGCCUCGCUUUGAUACCAGCGAGACCCUGGCUGGCUUGUCUGUGGCCGCCAAAGCCAAUGAUGUUUGGAGCUUUUACAUUGAAGAAGACGGAGAUGCGCACGUCUGUACAUUUUGCCGAAAGAUCUAUCAUAACCGCGAGCGGUUCAAGGUCAAGAAGUUUGGCUUGAACACGGGGACCACUGUAUUACGCACCCAUUUGUACGACCAUCACCUUGCCGACUGGGUUGAUUCUUGCGAUGAGGCUGGUAUCUCUAUUACCGCUGAAUUCGUUCAGAAAAAGGUAGAGGUGCAUAGGCAAUCAUCGAGGCAAGGUACUGGUGCUGGGACAGCUCCCCAGCGGGACUCUAGCGUAAUCCCGCAAUCGUAUCCCUACUCCCACGACACUUUUAUAGACGCCCUCGUAAAAUGGAUUGUUUCCGAUGAUCAAGUAGGGCUCCACGUCUGA